AUGUUGGAAUCCAUACCCGGUUGGGUCUUUAUCACUGGCGUCUCGCUGCUCAUUGCCACCAUCGCUUAUUCAUCACAGCUAUUCAUUCUGUUGCCAGCCAUGGAGUGGUGGUCACCCACUGCAGCCAAAUUGCUUAUUCCAUUCAACUUGUUGGUGCUCAUGGUUUACUACAACUACUAUCUGGCAUGCACAACGGAUCCCGGUAAAGUUCCAAACGGUUGGGAACCACCCUAUUCGACCUUUCAAAACGAUGACAGCACACGGUGGCAACGUCAAGAGCUUCCUGCUACCGAUACUGGUAUGACAGGGCCACGCUAUUGCAAGCAAUGCAAGCACUACAAGCCUCCUCGCUCACAUCAUUGCCGCUAUUGUCGACGUUGUGUACUCAAGAUGGAUCAUCACUGCCCAUGGAUCGCCAAUUGUGUGGGAUAUGACAAUUAUGGCCAUUUUGUACGAUUUGUGCUCUAUGUGGAUAUUGCAUGUGGCUAUGCCUUGGGCUUGCUGGGUUGGCGUGUGUCGAUGAUUCUUGAUGACAUUCGUCAUUUUCGGUGGAAUGCUGAACCCUCGACGAUGGAAGUGGUGUUUCUCGUGAUCAAUUUUAUCUUGGCAUUCGUGGUCAUUUUUUGCGUGGGCAUCCUGAGCGUGUACCACUUGUAUUGUAUGUCUCGGAAUCAAUCUUCAGUUGAAAGCUGGGAACGUAGCAAGGUCAAGACACUCAUUCGACGUGGUAAAAUCAUGCCCGUUCAUUAUCCAUUUGAUGUUGGCUUGUACCGCAAUAUCUGUUCAGUGCUCGGAAACAAUCCAUUGUUAUGGCUUUGGCCACAAAAUCCAACAAGCGAUGGUUUGACAUUUCCUGUACGACCUGGCACAGACCCUCGCCUUCCUUAUUGUUGGCCACCACGCGAUCCCGACGAUCUACGUCCGUCCAUAUUUUCAAACCGCUACAAACGAAAGCAGCAACGUGAAAUGAUGCGUAACAACAAUGCCAACCCCAAUUCACAUCGACUUGUAAGGCGUGAUUCGGAAGGUUAUCUUGUGCGUGAAAUCACUAUGGAAGAGAGGAUGGCCAUGUUGCAACCUGGUUACCAGGAACAAGAUGAACAACUACAACAACAGCCUGAGUAUGAAGGUGAACAUCUUGAACGGCUCGAUACAUAUCAAGAUGAAGCGGAUGAAGUGGAUUCAGUGGAAGAUUAUUAUGACUCUGGCAGCUGUAUCAGUGAAGAAGAGGUGGAGUAUACCCAUUACUAUGACGACCUUGAGCAACAACAACGACAACAAUUGUAUCCUGACACACGGUGGAUGGAGAACAAAGUAUAUGAUUUAUCGGGUGGUGAUUAUUAUGAAGACUCAGGAUCAUCAUGGGAUGAGGAAGACGACCGUGAUCAUCGACGACCCAUGGUUUCUCGAAAGCAUUACCCAGCACCUGUGGACGAUGAUAAUAUUGAUGAAGAGGAGGAGGACAAUGUACCAUUGAUGCCAUAUCCAAAGGAGAGAUCACGGCCCUUACCGACAACACACAAGGUUGUGAAGGAAGAUUGA
Lichtheimia ornata is the source of this 1542-nucleotide messenger RNA. RefSeq lists its product as uncharacterized. Lineage: Eukaryota; Fungi; Mucoromycota; Mucoromycetes; Mucorales; Lichtheimiaceae. The transcript has 4 exons. The record is from RefSeq and is a predicted model, not a curated record. Gene Ontology annotation, cellular component: endoplasmic reticulum membrane. Gene Ontology annotation, molecular function: protein-cysteine S-palmitoyltransferase activity. The coding region runs from base 1 to 1542 and encodes 513 amino acids.